Molecule: messenger RNA, 3227 nt
Organism: Dermatophagoides pteronyssinus (European house dust mite)
Lineage: Eukaryota; Metazoa; Arthropoda; Arachnida; Sarcoptiformes; Pyroglyphidae
Product: sodium/potassium-transporting ATPase subunit alpha-B-like
Biological process (GO): intracellular potassium ion homeostasis; proton transmembrane transport; sodium ion export across plasma membrane
Cellular component (GO): plasma membrane
Molecular function (GO): ATP hydrolysis activity; ATP binding; P-type sodium:potassium-exchanging transporter activity
Source: RefSeq, a predicted model, not a curated record
AAAAGAAGAAAAGAAGAAAAGAUGUCUGAUUAUUAUGAUGCAUCAAUCAAUUCGUAUAAUCGUGCCGGUGACGAUUCCGGUAGUUAUCAUAUGGCAGUUAGUCCAGAUUUACCCGAUGAUGGGUUAACAUUAGAUGGUAAACCACGUUUUAUUCGUUAUCAAAAACGACCACAAAAUGAAAUGAAAAAAGGUAAAAUGGAUUUGGAAAAUUUAAAAAAAGAAGUUGAAAUUGAAGAACAUCGUAUACCAUUACCAUCAUUAUGUUCACGUCUUGGUACUGAUCCAGAUUUGGGUCUUACCAAACAACAAGCAGCCGAAAUUUUAGCACGUGAUGGUCCAAAUGCAUUAACACCACCUAAACAAACACCUGAAUGGGUAAAAUUUUCAAAAAAUUUAUUCGGUGGUUUUGCAAUGCUUUUAUGGAUCGGUGCAUUAUUGUGUUUUUUAGCCUAUUCUAUUCAAGCAUCAUCAUUUGAUGAUGCUGUUGAUGAUAAUUUAUAUUUGGGUGUCGUAUUGGCCACUGUUGUAAUUGUUACGGGAAUAUUUUCCUAUUAUCAAGAAGCAAAAAGUUCACGUAUAAUGGAUUCAUUUAAAAAUAUGAUACCACAAUAUGCAACUGUUAUACGUAAUGGUGUUAAAAUGACUGUUUCGGUUGAAGAAGUUGUACUUGGUGAUUUGGUCGAAGUUAAAGGUGGUGAUCGUAUACCGGCCGAUUUACGUGUUAUAUAUGCUGCCGGUUUUAAAGUUGAUAAUUCAUCAUUAACAGGAGAAUCUGAACCACAAUCACGUUCACCCGAAUGUACAAAUGUUAACCCAUUGGAAACGAAAAAUAUUGCAUUUUUUUCAACAAAUUGUGUUGAAGGAACCGGUAAAGGUAUUGUUAUCAAUACAGGUGAUCGUACUGUUAUGGGAAGAAUUGCAAAUCUAGCUAGUGGAUUAGAAAUGGGUGAUACACCUAUUGCCAAAGAAAUUACACAUUUUAUUCAUAUUAUUACCGGUGUUGCUGUAUUUUUGGGUGUAUCAUUUUUUUUCAUUGCAUUCAUACUUGGUUAUCAUUGGUUGGAUGCUGUUAUAUUUUUAAUCGGUAUUAUUGUUGCAAAUGUACCUGAAGGUCUUUUAGCAACUGUAACCGUUUGUUUAACAUUAACAGCAAAACGUAUGGCAAAAAAAAAUUGUUUGGUUAAAAAUCUUGAAGCAGUUGAAACAUUAGGUUCAACAUCAACAAUUUGUUCAGAUAAAACUGGUACAUUAACACAAAAUCGUAUGACAGUAUCACAUUUAUGGUUUGAUAAUCAAAUAUUUGAUGCUGAUACAACUGAAGAACAAACACGUUCAUCAUUUAAUCGUUCAUCAAGAACAUUUCGGCCAUUAUCAUUAGUUGCAUCAUUAUGUUCAAGAGCUGAAUUUUUACCUGGUCAAGAUCAUAUACCUGUUAUGAAACGUGAAUGUACUGGUGAUGCAUCUGAAUCGGCCAUACUAAAAUGUAUGGAAUUAAUUGAAGGACAAGUAUUAGCAUUUCGUGAACGUAAUCCAAAAGCAUGUGAAAUACCAUUCAAUUCAACAAAUAAAUAUCAUGUUACUGUUAAUCAAAUAAUGCCAAGUAUCAAUGAUUAUGGUGAUUGUAAAUAUGUUUUAUGUAUGAAAGGUGCACCGGAACGUAUACUGGAACGAUGUUCAAACAUUAUGAUUAAUGGUGAACGUUUACCAUUGGAUGAUGAAUAUCAAAAAGCAUUCAAUAAAGCUUAUAUGGAAUUAGGUGGUCUUGGUGAACGUGUUAUUGGUUUCUGUUUUCUACCAUUACCAACAAAAGAAUUUCCAUCCGGUUUUAAUUUCAAUGGUGAAGAUAUAAAUUUUCCACUUAAAGAUCUUUGCUUUUUAGGUUUAAUAUCAAUGAUUGAUCCACCAAGAGCUGCUGUACCGGAUGCUGUUGCUAAAUGUCGUUCGGCUGGUAUUAAAGUUAUUAUGGUUACUGGUGAUCAUCCAAUUACAGCUAAAGCUAUUGCUAAAUCUGUUGGUAUUAUUUCCGAAGGAAAUGGUACACUUGAAGAUAUUGCCGAAAAACGUAAAGUACCUGUUACGGAAAUUGAUCCACGUGAAGCAAAAGCUAUUGUUGUACAUGGUUCACAAUUAAAAGAAUUUGAUCAAGAACAAUUGGAUGAUGUGCUGCAUAAUCAUACUGAAAUUGUUUUUGCACGUACUUCACCACAACAAAAACUAAUUAUUGUUGAAGGUUGUCAACGUUUAGGUGCAAUUGUUGCUGUUACCGGUGAUGGUGUUAAUGAUUCACCAGCGUUGAAAAAAGCCGAUAUCGGUAUUGCUAUGGGUAUUGCUGGUUCAGAUGUAUCGAAACAAGCAGCUGAUAUGAUUUUAUUGGAUGAUAAUUUUGCAUCAAUCGUAACCGGAGUUGAAGAAGGUCGUCUGAUUUUUGAUAAUCUUAAAAAAUCCAUCGCCUAUACAUUGACAUCAAAUAUACCGGAAAUUUCACCAUUUUUAAUGUUCAUUUUAGCAAAUAUACCAUUACCAUUAGGAACAGUAACAAUAUUAUGUAUUGAUUUAGGUACCGAUAUGGUACCUGCAAUUUCAUUAGCAUAUGAAAAAGCUGAAUCCGAUAUAAUGCGUCGAAAACCACGUGAUGCAAAAAAAGAUAAACUUGUUAAUGAACGUCUUAUAUCCAUUUCAUAUGGACAAAUUGGAAUGAUGCAAGCAAGUGCCGGUUUUUUUACCUAUUUUGUUAUUAUGGCUGAAUGUGGUUUCCUUCCAAUCGAUCUAUUCGGUAUCCGACGACAAUGGGAUUCAAAAGCAGUAAAUGAUUUAACCGAUUCAUAUGGUCAAGAAUGGACAUAUGCAGAUCGAAAAACAUUGGAAUUUACUUGUCAUACUGCAUUUUUUGUUUCGAUUGUCAUCGUACAAUGGGCUGAUUUGAUUAUCUGUAAAACACGUCGUAAUUCUUUAAUUCAUCAAGGAAUGGAUAAUCAUGCAUUGAAUUUUGGUUUAAUAUUCGAAACAUGUUUGGCUGCAGCAUUAUCAUAUGGACCUGGUAUGGAUAAAGCACUUCGAAUGUAUCCAUUAAAAUUCUCUUGGUGGUUAAUUGCUAUACCAUUUUCGAUAUUAAUCUUUAUCUAUGAUGAAGUUCGUCGUUAUAUUCUUCGUCGUAAUCCAGGUGGUUGGGUCGAAAGGGAAACAUAUUAUUAAAAUAUUGAAUUUAUCGUAAAAAACAAAAACAAACA